AUGAUAAUAAAUCAACAAGCAUUUCAUUUUGGAACAUUGAAACAAAUCACCUUCACUUCAGUAAAUAUUACAUUCAUAAGAGAAUCAUUUAAUGCUAUUCAUAAUCUUAAUUGCAUCACGAUCAAUUCAAAAUACAUACAAUUCAACGAAAAUACAUUCAAUGUUCUUUCUUCCCUAGAAAAAAUCUUCAUUAACAGUAUUGAUAGUAAUGCUUUAGUAACAUUUGAAUCAAACACAUUCUAUAAGUGCGACAAGUUCGAAACAAUUGAAAUUAUCAAUCCAAACACAAAUCUUGUUAUUAAUGAAAAUGCAUUCGCAAACACAAAAAUUAAGACAUGGAAAAUAGAUCAGACAUAUGAAAAAUUUGAUAUUUUGAGUAUUAUUAAACACUGCCCAAACCUUGAAAGUAUUAUUGUCAUCAGCAGUAGGUCAGAUAUUAAAUAUAUUUCAAAUACUGAAGAUUUACAAGACAUUGGAAAUGCAAAACAUAUUAAAUUUGUAAGCAAGAGCAUAGGGCAAAGUGAAAUCAACAGCUUAAAUAUUGAUUUUUCACAAAAUGAAAUCGACGAAAUAUCAUUUUUUAUGUUGAAAAAAGAAAAAAUUUCGAAAUUACCUAAUUUCAAUGUUAAUAAGAUCACAUUUUAUGCGAAUAUCAGCAAUUUUGAAUCAAGUCCUUUCAAAAAUAUAACUAAUCUUAAGUCAAUUCAUUUCGAAGGUAGUAAUCAGUUAAAUUUUGUUGCAAACACAUUUGAUGGUCUGCAUUCAUUAGACAGUAUUACAAUAAAAGAUAAUACAGAUAUUGAUUUUGGUAAUUCUGUUUUUGAGGGCUUGACGUUAAAAUCAUUUAUUUUACCAAAAAACUCACGUUCAACAAUUAAUCAAAAUUCAUUUUUUAGAACUCAUAUCGACAAUUUAAUUGUCGGAGAAAAUGCUAUAAUCAAUAGAGAAAGUGUUCUUCGCAAUUAUAGAGCAAUUUCUCAAAGUUUAUCCAAAUUGACUAUAAAAAAUGUUAUUUUCAAUGAAAAAAUCAGUAAUUUUCAACAUAAUGCAUUUAAUAAUAUUUAUUCAGACUAUGCCAUCAUAUUUAAUGAUGAUUCUGAGAACUCAAUCAUCAAUAAUGGUGUAUUUCAAUUAAGUAGCUUUAAUACAAUCAUAUUCAAAUCACCAAAUAUAAUAUUCGGCACUCAUUUAUUCAACGAAACAAGUUUUAGUAAGAUCGUUAUAGACAGCAACAUUGACAACCCUGUAGUUAAAUUCAGCAGCGAAGCAUUCAGAAAUUGCGGACAAUCAAUAACAAUCGAAAUAAUUAAUCAUCGAAGAUGGCGCAUUUUCAAAAGUGGAGAAAGUAAAAUUUAA
Molecule: messenger RNA, 1356 nt
Organism: Trichomonas vaginalis G3
Lineage: Eukaryota; Parabasalia; Trichomonadida; Trichomonadidae
Product: BspA type Leucine rich repeat region (6 copies) family
Exons: 1
Coding region: 1-1356 (451 amino acids)
Source: RefSeq, a predicted model, not a curated record